CGUCUCGCUCUACUCUCAGGGGCGCAUCUGCUCGAUAGAUCCGUUAAAAAUUCGCUCGCACACGAGCCACGCGCCCGCGAGAAUUCGCCAUAAAAACUUCGCGAGAAAACGCAGCUCGCCCGAAAAGAACCAAAAUUAAACGCGACGCUCGUCAGCCGCAGUGAGUUACAAGUCGCCACGAGAUUCGUAUAGCUUAAAAAUACGUCUAUUACGCAAAUCAUCCGUACUGUGCUCCCCGAAACUCAGUGUUUGGGAUUUUCGUGCGUGUAUAUUUUACAUACGCGCACAGAGAGAUCCAUCAGGAUCAUAAUACAUUAUAACCAGCUUUCACGUGUCGCUCUGUGUAUACCCAGUGUGACCGAUUGACCGUGAGUGCAGGUAUUUCGCCGCUUAGUGCAGCAAGAUAAGUAAGGAGAAAAAAAGUAAUCGAGGUGAUUUUCAAAAAGUUGUGGUGCCGUGAGAGUGUUGCAUCGCAGAAGAAGAGUCGGAGCAGCCGUAUCCUGCAACAGUCUAUUUUCGACCGGAGGCACGCCAAACGAAACAUCGAAUACGACUUGUCGUCGUUCUCGCCUCUCCUCUCGCAAUCUUUUCUUCCCUGUGCACGGAGACGGCGAUUAACCGCCACCCAAGCAAAAUGACAACUUUACCCGAAGCUUUGCCGGAAAAGCUAGUCGAACGAAAAAGCGCCAGCGAAUCGCUGCCGUCGUCGCAAACCACAACAGCACCGUCGAGCGGACCCAACAGUCUUGUCCCGGAGACUCUGUCGUCGGCGUCGUCCUUCCAGAGCCUCGACAGCAAGAGCAGCAGCGGCAUCUGCGCCGACUCGGCGCCCGGCAGUCCCGAGAAGACGAUCGACAACAAUAAGCAACCGUCGCCUCGUCGGCCCCUCACCAACUUCGAUCAGUCGUACAUAAACGUCAACGACAUACCCGAUAUCGACGAUCUCAUCUCGGGCUGCGCCAAUAUCAAACUUGACUCGGCGAACGGCCACAAGGACUACAACGACGAGGACGAGAACGCCGACUCGCUCCAGAAUAGCAGCGGCGAUUUGAGUCCCGAUCAGACCUUCGCGUCGGCCGCCGACGACACCGUGCACGAGUUGACCCAAGUCAAUGGCAUACAGCAGCAAGACGAGGAGAACGUAACGAACUUCAAGACUUGUCUGAAUAAUUUUGAGCCAUCGACUCAAACGGACGAAGGAGUGUUCAAGGUACCUCUGCCGGUUCAGGAAGACACUUCUUCUCUUCGGAAGACAGUAAAGUUUGACCCGGACGACGACGCUUUUAAAAGCGCCAACAGCUCCUUCCACUCUCACGCGUCACCUAAACGACAGCAAUUCGUUAAAACCGAUGGUUUUUUGCCCUCGAAUUCCAGCCCUGAAAAUAUCAUUUCUGAUUCGAGUAACUCAGAACUUAGCUCGGAAACAUUCAACGAUACGGUCCUUGUGAGCCCAUUGCACGCGCAUCGCAAGGCUUCCAAAGUAUCUAAUUUCACAAUUAACAAAACUUCGCAGAUAGCUCCUGCAGCUACUGAAUACUUAAGCGCAGCAUCAGAUUUGAACUCGUAUCAGACAGCUCAAAACGGUAGUUUUCACGCAGCUUUGAACCCAAAUGAAGAUAUAAAAGAUAAUCUUGAUGCAUCUGGCGUAAAAGAAUCUGAAUUCAUUGAUAAAGAAGUAUUGAACUUUGAUCAUUCGAGAAUUCUCGAUGACGAGGAGGAAGAGGUAGCUGAAAAUCAAAACACAACAAAAGAUAUUGUCAUCAACAAAACCUUAGAUAAUAUCGACGACAAAAAUAAUCUCAACGUAACUAAAGAACUUGUUCAAAAAGAAAAUGAUCUUAACUUAACUCAAGAUCUUGUACAAAAAGAAAACUCAAAUUAUGAAACUGUAUUGGUUGAUUCAAACUAUUUGAGCGAGAGUGAUAUUUAUGAAGAUAAAACAGGGUAUCUUUUAUGCAACAAUCAAGAGGAUUCUUCAAAAGGCAAUGCUUCUUAUAUAAAAGAAGAGUUGGCUGACGCAGAAAAUGUCAAAGGAGUAAUUCCUUCAUUGAAUACACCGACUAAAAUUGUUUCGCCCAGUAACAACAAAAUUCUUCACACUCCUGUGCCUGGUAAUGAUCUGAUUUCAGCAGAUGUUCCUAGCAUUAAUGUUAUAGCCUCUACUUCUUUACCUAUCAAAAGUGAAGUUGAUACCCAGCCUAUUCAUAGUCCAAAAAUUGUAAAUACACAAUUAAAUAAAUCUGAAGAAUUCUCGCCCCCACCGGACCCAGCUUCUCUCACAUUUGUACAAACGAAAACUAACGUUGAAAAAGAGGGUGAAAAUUUCGAUAAGACAAUCGAAAGAUCUGUUGCUAAUAAAGACUUUGAAGCAACUCAAAUUUUACCAGAAAAACCUACUAAUACUUUACCGGAGCCUGAACAAGAACAAGAAUACGAAGCUUUUAAACCACAGGUACAAAGUACAACUUUACAAUUCACAAACCCGUGCGAGAUUGAUCCUGUUAAACCAAGUGCGCUUAAUUUUCCUAAAAAUUUUGAAGCUAUUGAAGAGACUGAACAUUUCGUUUCUGCAACUACUGAUAUAUUUAGCGAUCCAUCACAGUUUGAUUUCUUAAAUAAGGUAGGAUCUACUACAUCAACUCGUGGAGAAAGAUAUGACUCAUUGUAUUUGAAGUUUGACCCAUUAUUGUCAAAAAGAUUAAGCAUGUUACCUCAAAAAAAUGCAGUGGACUCAACUGCUGUUAAUGAAGAUGUUAAAAGUGAGACGAAACAAAGUGUACCGGCACCUGAUAUAGGUUGUACACCAACAAAAGCGCUAGCAGCGAUUGACAGACUACUUUUUUACAGUCCUUCGCCUCCCACUACUAAUAGCGAGGCACCAAAAGAUAUAAAGAAGGAAGAACCCGAAAAACCUGAAACACAAACUGUGCCUGUUGUAGAUGAAAAAAUGGCUAAAGAAUUAGAAUUAGUGAGAAAUACGGUAAUUCAGCUUGAAGAAGAACUGGGAAAGUUGAAACGGGAACAUAAUCAAGAUUUAGAGAAACAGAAAAAACUAUAUGAGGAACAAGUAAAUGCAUUAGAAAAUAAAUUUGGUCAAAUGCAGUCUCAACUUUCGCAGGAAGUUAAAAGCAAAGAUCAAAUGACAGUGAUAGCAGAAGAAUAUGAAAAAUCUAUUAGUCGAUUGGUAGCCGAAAGAGAAAAAGACAAAGCAACGUGGGAGUUGGAAAAAGCAAGACUUACCGAAGAAUUGCAAGCGGCUCAGCAACAUUUAAUGAAUACAGAAGCUGCUUUUAACGAUGUUCACACUAAAUACGAACGACUCAAAAGUGUUGUUUCGGCAUACAAAAGUAACGAAGCAGUUCUUAAAGAAAGCAUUGCUGAAAAUCAAGAAACUAUCAAAACUUUGGAAGAUAGAUACGAACAACUCAAAAGUCAUGCAGUGGCGCAGCUCGACAAAGCAAACAUGGAACUGGCAAGUAUAAAAGCAAAAAAUGAUGCUGAUUUAAUGAAACUCAAAGCCUUAGUCAGAAAGGCUGAACUGAAGAGUAAAUCUCUAGAAGAAACUGUUGAGCAGAAAUCGAAAGAGAAUAAAGAGUUAACGCAAAUAAUCGACGAGAUGAUUGCAAGGGUCGAUUAAACAUUAUUUUUGUACUGAAUAUGAUUUAUUUAUAAUUUUAAUAAGCGUCAUGUAAUGAUAAAAUAUUUAUAAUGUGCAUAAUUGUUUUUAAGAAGAAAAAGACGUCUUAGUUUGAAAUAAGCCUCUUUAAUAAUUAUUUAUAAGUUGUAAAAUAUAAUAUUUUAUCGCAAUAAAACAAAGCUCGGGCUUGUCCAAACUAUA
Molecule: messenger RNA, 3838 nt
Organism: Trichogramma pretiosum
Lineage: Eukaryota; Metazoa; Arthropoda; Insecta; Hymenoptera; Trichogrammatidae
Gene: tacc
Product: transforming acidic coiled-coil-containing protein 3
Exons: 8
Coding region: 635-3637 (1000 amino acids)
Biological process (GO): mitotic spindle organization; cell population proliferation
Cellular component (GO): cytoplasm
Source: RefSeq, a predicted model, not a curated record